UUUAAUAGAUUUGUGUUUUGAAAGAUAAACCAAACACACAAAUCUCAUUCCAAACCCUAUAAUUUAUUUUUAUUUCUCCCCUUUUUGUUAUUCUUUUGUUUUUUUCGUGUGUGGAUAGAGACACCUUAGCUUCCAUUUAGCCACACCAAUUCUUGCCCUUAAAUUCUCCUCCUUGAUGUCGACUUGCCACAGCCGUAUGUGAAUCGCCAACAGAAAAAUUGAUAGAUCGAUCGAUCGAUCGAGCUAGCUAGGGUUGCUGCCAAGAUUGUUUUUUGGGAAAUAAAUAUUUAAUCUCAGAAAAUAGAUUUGCUACAAAAAGGGUGUUAGAAAUUCAAAAAAAAAAAAAACAAAAGAAUUGCAAGGUGGAUCGGCGGCAUGGAAAGAGGGCACUUCCGAUGGAAGCGACGGCGGCGCUAGGCGGAGCAUAUGGCGGCGAUGCUUCCGCCGCCGCCAUGUUCCCUAGCCUCACUAGAAUUACCGGCGCCGGCAACACUUUUGAAGAUGCUGCUGCUCCGCCGCUGCCGCCGCCGGCGGCGGCGGCGGAGACUGCUCAAGAAGCUCAACAACAUCAAGGAACUAUGAAGAGACACUAUAGAGGAGUGAGACAAAGGCCAUGGGGCAAAUGGGCCGCCGAGAUUCGGGACCCGAAAAAGGCGGCCCGCGUCUGGCUCGGCACAUUCGAUACAGCCGAGGACGCCGCCCUAGCCUACGACAAAGCCGCCCUCAACUUCAAAGGCGCCAAAGCCAAACUCAAUUUCCCCGAACGCGUCCAAGGCAGGACCGAGCUUCGCUACAUCAGCACCAGCGAGUCAUCGACGAGUCAUCAUCAAACCCGAUUGUCGUCGCCGUCGCCGUCGAUGUCUUCCCAAUUAGAUCCAUUGAUGCACAACACAUUUCCAGGGAUUCAGCAGUAUGCCAAGCUAUUAUCUUCUAGCAACGACGCUGAGUUCCCUUUCUUGACCUCAGCUCUUUACGGCGGGGGCGCCGCCACACCGACGGCGCCGGAUUGCGCCGCUCCGGCGGCGGCGCAGCAGCAAUAUGGCACUAAUUUUUCAGGCCAAUUUUAUGGGUCGGAUUUUAUUAACUUUGAUGGGGUUUUGGAAGACAGUGGGAAUCAGGAUGGAUGACGAUUAAUGUAGAAGUUAAUUUGUGGAUUUGUAAAUCAUCAUCAUCUAUCCAUGGAUAAUUAUAUUGAUAUCUGAUGAGCCAUAAGCUUUGAUUAUGAGGAUGGAUUUGAUGAUCAAGAUCAGAAUUAUGGUGUGAUUUCAUUGAAUUAAUUUGUGGUUUUCGAUUCAUGAUAGUGAUUACAAAAAUAUAUAUAUAUAUAUAUAUGUUUACAGUUUUUAUUUUUAUUUCUUUGUUGUUCA
This is a messenger RNA of Andrographis paniculata, 1367 nucleotides long. RefSeq names its product ethylene-responsive transcription factor ERF113-like. The coding region runs from base 396 to 1127 and encodes 243 amino acids. The transcript has 2 exons. NCBI's taxonomy places the organism in Eukaryota, Viridiplantae, Streptophyta, Magnoliopsida, Lamiales, Acanthaceae. Gene Ontology annotation, molecular function: DNA binding; DNA-binding transcription factor activity. Gene Ontology annotation, biological process: ethylene-activated signaling pathway; regulation of DNA-templated transcription. The record is from RefSeq and is a predicted model, not a curated record.